AUGAGUAUAGAAUUUUGCUCGCAGCACCUGUUGGCCUAUGACAACUCGAUAAUCGCGUCGGAAAAUGACAUAAAAUCAAAGGCGGAAGAAAACCUGCAGCACAUUGUCCAGUGCAUGGACGCCCUGAAGAGCGGACAGGAUGACUUCAGAGACCCGGCUUACCAAAUGACCAAAACAAACCACUUCAACAUACCUAGGUAUUCAAAAAUCCCCAAAGAGAAAAAAAAUACAAAAUGGGAAAACUUUGCGAAAAAGAAAUUAAUGAAAAAAAAUAAAAGUGGAUUGAUUUACGACAAGAAUUCCAAAGCGUGGGUCAGGCGAUUUCAGAAAAAACAAAUAAAAAUAAAUGAAGAUAAUGCAAACUUCGUUCAUGAGUACAAACCGAGUGACAACAUAUAUGAGGAUCCUUUUGAAAGAAUGGAAGAGGAAAAGGAAAUUAAAAAAAUGAAACAUAAAAUGAGAGAAAUGAAAAAUAAAUUUCACCAGGAGGGCAUAUCCACGGAGGACAUCAAGUACAUUGCUCGCCAGAAAAAGAAGAGGGACAAUCUCAUGGACAAUUUGAAAACGGCCCAAAUAUCCUCCUCGACGUUUGGGCGAAAAGACAAACAACUGAAAAAGGAGAAAAAAAUGAAGGUGAGGAAUAAUGCCAUAAUGAAGCAAAAGUGCGAGACGCGCUUAGUCAAGGACGAAAUUAAGCAAAAUAAUAAGCUGGCCUCCAUUGUUUUGAAGUCCCUGUAA
Plasmodium fragile is the source of this 738-nucleotide messenger RNA. RefSeq lists its product as uncharacterized. Gene Ontology annotation, molecular function: protein binding. The coding region runs from base 1 to 738 and encodes 245 amino acids. NCBI's taxonomy places the organism in Eukaryota, Apicomplexa, Aconoidasida, Haemosporida, Plasmodiidae. The transcript has 3 exons. The record is from RefSeq and is a predicted model, not a curated record. Gene Ontology annotation, cellular component: preribosome, large subunit precursor; nucleolus; nucleus. Gene Ontology annotation, biological process: ribosomal large subunit biogenesis; ribosomal large subunit export from nucleus; ribosome biogenesis.